This is a messenger RNA of Phascolarctos cinereus (koala), 603 nucleotides long. RefSeq names its product interferon kappa (gene IFNK). Gene Ontology annotation, cellular component: extracellular region. Lineage: Eukaryota; Metazoa; Chordata; Mammalia; Diprotodontia; Phascolarctidae. Gene Ontology annotation, biological process: defense response. The record is from RefSeq and is a predicted model, not a curated record. Gene Ontology annotation, molecular function: cytokine receptor binding.
AUGUCCAACAUCCAAAAAUGUUUAAAGUCUGCAUACUUCUUUUUGUUGGUCAUCAGCGUCUCCUCUCUGGACUGCAAUUUACUUUAUUCCUAUUUAAGAAACGUCAACUGGGAAGCCAUGAUACUUCUGAGCAAGAUGAACAAAGAGUUUCCUCGCAAAUGUCUAAGUAUAAGGAUGGAUUUUGAAUUUUCCCAGGAGCUUCUACCACCUGACCAAUCUCUGAAGGAUGUUAAGAUAGUCAUCUAUGAGAUGUCCCAACACAUCUUCAACAUCUUCAGUCAGAAUUAUCCCCCACACACUUGGGAAGUCGAAAAUAUUCAAAAAAUUCAAAUUGGACUUGAUCAGCAAAUUGAGUAUCUACAAAAAUGCUUGGAGGAAGAUGAGAAAGAAAAGGAGGAGCUGGAGAAAGAGGUAGAAGAUGAAAUUAGUUACUCAGGACUUGCUAUCCUCCAGCUGAACAACCUGGAACUGAAGAGAUAUUUCAAGACAAUAGGGAGUUUCCUAAAAGAGAAGAAGUAUAGCCACUGUGCAUGGGAAAUAGUCCGACUGGAAAUGAGAAGAUGUUUCUACAUACUUCAGAAACUCAUAUCACAACUCAAAUAA